Molecule: messenger RNA, 890 nt
Organism: Copidosoma floridanum
Lineage: Eukaryota; Metazoa; Arthropoda; Insecta; Hymenoptera; Encyrtidae
Gene: mRpL34
Product: mitochondrial ribosomal protein L34
Biological process (GO): translation
Cellular component (GO): ribosome
Molecular function (GO): structural constituent of ribosome
Source: RefSeq, a predicted model, not a curated record
CUUAUUGUUAAAGUUCUACUAAAUAAUAGAUAACAAUGUUGAGAAAUAUUCAGUUAUUUGUUUGUAGUCUGUUACCGCUCAAAACUCAAGGGUGGAAUGUAACAGUUUCUCGUUCAAGAGUAAGAUAUCAUUUUCCUCGCCCGAAUGAGAGAAAAAGAAUUGUGGAGCAAGGCUACUAUGCUAAAUUAUCAACUUCUUUCGGUAGAAAAAUACUGAUGAGGCGAAUACUAAAGAAUAGAUAUGUUUUGAGUCAUUAAUCUUUCGUUUCAUUUAAAAUUGUAACUACUUCAUAUUGAUGGCUUCUGACAGCAAAUAUAGAUUAACUUAUCUUAUAUGUUUGCAUGAUAAAAUGUACGUGUCAAAUCAUUUAUUGUAAAAAGUAUCUUUAUCACACUAUACUUUUGAAUACUUGAAUAAAAAAAUGAAUAGUAUCUUGGUUAAAAAUUAACAAAAGUGUUUUGUUAAUCAAUUUGGAUAAAGCAAAUAAUUAUGUUUUUUUAUACUAUGUAUUAGCUUUUUACGUUCUUACACUUAUUUCAGAUGAGAAAAUCAAUUUUGAUAAUCAGCAAAAUGAAAAUGAUUACGCAUGUAAUCUGAUAAGCCCAAACGACGUCACAAGUUGACGUUUCAAUUAGUAAAUUUUUUAUUGAAUUUAAACAUUCCUAGCCGAUCUUUAGCCUGUUUAAAUGAUUUUCAAGUUUAUUAUUUUAUGUUAAAUACAAGUAGGUUUCAACAUUUUUAAGCAGAUUGUGUAAAACGUACUAUACAUAUAAAAAAUAGCUCCUAUUAAAAAAAAAAAAAUUUCCAACUUUUGGCACUGAUAUCAAACAGUUAAGAAAAGGGCACUACUGCGAUAUACUACUUAGGAAAAUAAUAUAGUAUUAUCUGGA